AUGGAUUCUUCCUUUUUCCUUACCAUUGUCGCUGCUGCAAUAGGCUUCUUCGUGAUUUUCAGAAAAUACAGAUUCCUUAAAGAAAGCAAAGAAAUCGAUUCUUCUUCUUUGUCUACUCCAUCUGUUCCUCCAUCUUCUUUAUCCGUUUCAUCUUCUUCCUCUCCCAACUCGACACACGAUGUCUUUCCUAGCUUCCGUGGUGAAGAUGUCCGCAUGAACUUUCUCAGUCACAUUCAAAAGGAGUUUCGGAGAAAGGGAAUCACACCAUUCGACGAUAAUGGGAUCAAGAGAGGAGAAUCCAUCGGUCCCGAACUAAUAGGGGCGAUUAGAGGAUCUAAGAUCGCGAUCGUCUUGCUCUCGAGGAACUAUGCUUCUUCAAAGUGGUGUCUUGACGAGUUGGUGGAGAUUAUGAAGUGCAGGAAAGAACUAGGUCAAACUGUGUUGGCCAUUUUCUAUAGAGUGGAUCCAUCUGAUGUAAAGAAACUAGCCGGAGAUUUUGGGAAGGUUUUCAAAAAAACUUGUGCAGGUAAAACUAAGGAGGUCAUCGAGGGAUGGAGACAAGCUUUGGUGACAGUGGCGACAAUCGCUGGUUACGAUUCAAGCAACUGGUUCGUUCUCUUGAUUUCUACUUCUCUUAUAAUAUUGAGAAAUUUUAAGAAAUAUGGAGAAAUAUUCGAAAUACAAAAAUGA
Molecule: messenger RNA, 690 nt
Organism: Microthlaspi erraticum
Lineage: Eukaryota; Viridiplantae; Streptophyta; Magnoliopsida; Brassicales; Brassicaceae
Source: the annotation of a GenBank genome assembly